AUGGAAGACACAAGUUCCCCGGAGGCCUGGUACCGGUCGUUGCCGCCGCUGACGCGAUUUUCGGUCACUGUUUCGUUUUUGCUGACGUUGUUGUGCUCUCUAAGUUUGUUGAGUCCGUACCAUGUGAUGCUCGAUUGGACCAAGGUGGUGUGGAAGGCGCAGGCGUGGCGACUGAUUUCUGAUUACUUCUUCGCGGGCACCUUCAGCAUCGGCUGGGUAAUGCAUAUGUACUUCUUGGUUACAUUUAGCGCCAAGUUAGAGACGAACGAGAUGUUCAACACAUCGCCCGGCGCAUAUCUGUGCUUCCUCGCAUUCCAAAGUUUGUCUCUGGACACGCUCUCGCUCAUCAUGUUCUGGCCCACGGGACGACCGGUUCUAGCUCCAGCCAUGGUCAUGGCCAUCAUCUACUACUGGAGCCGCCGGGAACCUUUCGCCGAAUGUCGCAUCUUUGGGUUCCGCGUCCAAGCCUAUCAGUUCCCCUUCGCGCUCAUCUUCCUGGACCUGCUCAUGGGCCACAACAUCCUCAUCAACGUCAUGGGCCUCGCAACGGGCCAUCUCUACUACUUUGUCAAAGAUGUUCUGCCGCACGAGAGGGGUAUCGACAUCCUACGAGUGACGCCUUUCGUGUUUGAUGAGAUCAUGCGCCGAGCGGCGCUCUUCGACAUGACCAACAUUAAGCAGAGUUUGAAAUACCUUCUCCUUUGGAGCCGGCCACCGUCUUGGGGCCAGAGACUAGACGUGUAUGGCGGUCAAGUCAUGGGGUCAGGUGGCGUAUGGGGCCAGGCCAACCAGGUUCCUGGGCUAGAUCACGACUUCUGGGUCUGUCAAACAAAGACGUUAUCAACUACCAAAGAACUGUCGAUUCGUUGCCCUCAAAAAUACUAG
Messenger RNA from Gregarina niphandrodes, 885 nucleotides. RefSeq names its product Der1-like family protein. Lineage: Eukaryota; Apicomplexa; Conoidasida; Eugregarinorida; Gregarinidae. Gene Ontology annotation, cellular component: Hrd1p ubiquitin ligase ERAD-L complex; endoplasmic reticulum membrane. Gene Ontology annotation, biological process: endoplasmic reticulum unfolded protein response. The record is from RefSeq and is a predicted model, not a curated record. Gene Ontology annotation, molecular function: ubiquitin-specific protease binding; misfolded protein binding. The coding region runs from base 1 to 885 and encodes 294 amino acids. The transcript has 3 exons.